Lodderomyces margitis is the source of this 837-nucleotide messenger RNA. It is a transcript of the gene NEP1, whose product is annotated as 18S rRNA pseudouridine methyltransferase. Gene Ontology annotation, cellular component: nucleolus; small-subunit processome. Gene Ontology annotation, biological process: rRNA base methylation. Bases 1 to 837 code for a protein of 278 amino acids. The record is from RefSeq and is a predicted model, not a curated record. Lineage: Eukaryota; Fungi; Ascomycota; Pichiomycetes; Serinales; Debaryomycetaceae. The transcript has a single exon. Gene Ontology annotation, molecular function: rRNA binding; rRNA (pseudouridine) methyltransferase activity.
AUGGCCGACACCACAACUAAAAAGGCUACACCAAAACAAGAUGGGGAUAGUACUAAUAACAAACAGGCAGAUCAGUCACAAUCUCAGUCCACACCAAACUCCUCUUCUUCCACUACCAAAGUCCCACCCGCUUCAUUAAUACCAACACAACCAACCGCCCUCACAUCGCGUGACAAGACCACCAAGAGAUUAAUAGUAGUGUUAUCACAAGCAUGCUUAGAAACCUAUAAAAUGAAUACUAACCAUAACAAUGGCCCCGGCGGCGACCGAUUUGCAUUACUAAACUGUGACGAUCAUCAAGGUUUGCUUCGUAAGAUGGGCCGCGAUAUCGCUGAAGCCAGACCCGACAUAACGCACCAAUGCUUGCUCACCUUGUUGGACUCACCCAUUAACAAAGCCGGGAAAUUGCAAGUGUACAUCCAAACGGCGCGCGGUGUCUUGAUUGAAGUCAACCCUAGUGUACGUAUUCCACGUACUUUUAAACGGUUUUCGGGUUUAAUGGUGCAAUUGUUGCACAAGUUGAGUAUUAGGUCGGAAAAUUCGAAAGAGGUGUUGUUGAAAGUGAUCAAGAACCCCAUCACUGACCACCUACCUACUAAAUGCCGCAAGAUUACGUUGUCGUUUGAUGCUAAAGUGGUUAAAGUACAGGAUUACGUGGCUAAAUUGGAUGAGGAUGAGAGUAUAUGUGUGUUUGUGGGGGCUAUGGCUAGAGGUAAAGACAAUUUUGCUGAUGAGUUUGUUGAUGAAAAGAUUGGAUUGUCGGAUUAUCCCUUGUCGGCAUCGGUUGCUUGUUCUAAAUUCUGUCAUGGUUGCGAAGAUGUUUGGGAAAUAUAUUAG